AUGGCCAAGGCACACGGGUGCAUGGAUAAGGAGGAUGCAAAUGCCUAUAAGGUGUCCGCCAGGGCCACAGAGAUCUGCCCAUCCACAACUUCAGUAAUGCCAGCAAUCCCAUCCAUUUGGCCUACUCCUAUAGCAAUACCAGUGGCGACACCAAUGCCCAAGCUUCCCAGAGGCCCCCCUGCAAAGCAGGAGUGGCCAAGAGAUCCUUCGAGAGUCAACUCUCUUCCCAAUCGGUCUAACAGUAGUGACCGACAGAAGAACCCGAUGCUGAUGUCAGCUCUCACAACCUCUGACAUCUCUCUCACCAAUGUUCUCACCAUGGUUCAAAAGGAAGGAUACCUUAAGGAGCCUGCUCCUCAGAUGAGGGAAGCUGCCCCAGCCAAGGAUAACAAGAAAUCCCGCUCACGGUCGCCCCUUCCUCUGUCGCGUCAAGACAACCAACCCUCAGAACCUAGCCACAAAGGUGUUAUCAACACAAUUAGUGGCAGUCCUACUAUUGGCAACCAACCCUCAGAACCUAGCCACAAAGGUGUUAUCAACACAAUUAGUGGCAGUCCUACUAUUGGAUGGUCAUCCAACAAUGCCCAGAAGAGGUAUGCCAAGAGGGCGUUGCGGGUCAACCAAGGCGAUAAGAGGAUGAAGGCGGCCAAGCCUAUAUCUUUUGGGGGCACUGACCUACAAGGCGUUAAGAUGCCUCAUGAUGAUCCCAUUCUCAUCAUAGCCGCGAUCGACAGCUAUCAAGUGAAACAUAUUAUAAUCGAUACAAGGAGCUCGGUAGACAUCCUAGGACCCCUCAUCGGAUUCAGUGAUCACUCUCUUUUGCCAGAAGGGAUGAUUACUCUCCCUCUAAUAGUUAAGGAGUACCCUAGGCAAGCAACCAUCCAGGUCCAGUUCCUAGUGAUGGAUCUCAAGUCGGCCCACAAUGUCAUCAUAGGUCGAAUUGCCCUCCAUCUCUUACGAACCAUUCCUUCAACUUACCACCAGAUGGUCAAGUUCCCAACUCCUAAUGGAGUCGAAGUCACCAGGAGCAAUCAACAAGAGGCUAAGUCCUAUUACAUGCUCUCCAUCAAGGGUAAGGGCGCACAAGAUGCCAUGCCCAUUAAGAAAGCCUACCUCUAA
Asparagus officinalis (garden asparagus) is the source of this 1119-nucleotide messenger RNA. RefSeq lists its product as uncharacterized. Lineage: Eukaryota; Viridiplantae; Streptophyta; Magnoliopsida; Asparagales; Asparagaceae. The coding region runs from base 1 to 1119 and encodes 372 amino acids. The transcript is spliced from 3 exons. The record is from RefSeq and is a predicted model, not a curated record.